This is a messenger RNA of Sorex fumeus (smoky shrew), 4061 nucleotides long. RefSeq names its product ETS transcription factor ELK3 (gene ELK3). Lineage: Eukaryota; Metazoa; Chordata; Mammalia; Eulipotyphla; Soricidae. Gene Ontology annotation, cellular component: nucleus. The coding region runs from base 398 to 1609 and encodes 403 amino acids. Gene Ontology annotation, molecular function: sequence-specific DNA binding; DNA-binding transcription factor activity, RNA polymerase II-specific. Gene Ontology annotation, biological process: cell differentiation; regulation of transcription by RNA polymerase II. The record is from RefSeq and is a predicted model, not a curated record. The transcript is spliced from 5 exons.
GGUGCGGGCGAGCGCGGGGCCGGGGCCGGGUAUGCGCGGGCCUGGGCGGGCGGGCAGCCCCGGCGCACAGCCGCGGCCGGGCGCGCGGCGCGGGGCGGAAAAGCCUGUUUACACAGACUGCACACCGCCUGGGGAAUAAUGCAGUAAAGGAAGUGAGCCGGCUCGGCCCGACUGCUCCAACUUCCUGCUCUCACACACAGGAGGCAAAAAAAAAAAAAAAAAAAAGGAGCGAGAGAAAGAAAAAAAAAAAACAGGGGGGGAAAAAUCAGGAUCUCAUUACAAGAGCCACAGACCGUCUGCAGACGCCUGUCAGCAUGGAAAGUCGGGGGCUUUCGCCCGGUUCCUCCUAGAAACUCCCCCCCGAAGAAGGAUCUUGAGAGCUCCCCCACAUCUGGGCAUGGAGAGUGCAAUCACGCUGUGGCAGUUCCUGUUGCAGUUACUGCUGGACCAGAAACAUGAGCAUCUGAUCUGCUGGACUUCCAACGAUGGUGAAUUCAAGCUCCUCAAAGCAGAAGAAGUGGCCAAACUGUGGGGACUCCGAAAAAACAAAACAAACAUGAACUAUGAUAAGUUGAGCAGAGCCCUGCGAUACUAUUAUGACAAGAACAUCAUCAAGAAGGUGAUUGGGCAGAAGUUCGUGUACAAGUUCGUCUCCUUCCCGGAGAUCCUGAAAAUGGACCCCCACUCGGUGGAGCUCAGCCGCGAGGGCCUCUUGCUGCAGGACAGCGACUGCAAGGUGUCCCCCGAGGCCCGCGAUGUGCACCGGCACGGCUUGUCCGCCCUCAAGAGCGCCAGCCGCAACGAGUACAUCCACUCGGGGCUCUACUCGUCCUUCACCAUCAACUCCCUGCAGAACCCGCCCGAGCCCUUCAAGGCCAUCAAGACGGAGAAGCUGGAGGAGCAGCCCGAGGACGGGCCCCCCGUGGAGGAAGUCAGGACUGUCAUUAGGUUUGUGACCAAUAAAACCGACAAGCACACCAGCAGGCCCGUGGUGUCCCUGCCCUCCACCUCGGAGGCCUUCCUGGCCUCGUCCGUCUCGGCCAAGAUCUCCUCGCUCAUGUUGCCAAAUGCCGCCAGCAUCUCGUCCUCCACCUCGCCCGCGUCCUCGCGCUCCCCCUCCUUGUCCCCCCACUCGCCCCUCCCGCCCGAACACCGGAGCCUCUUCCUGGAGGCUGCCUGCCAGGACUCAGAUUCCCUAGAGCCCUUGAACCUCUCCGCAGGCUCCAAGAGCAGGUCUCCAUCUCUUCCCCCCAAGGCCAAAAAACCCAAAGGCUUGGAAAUCUCGGCGCCCCCGCUGGUGCUCUCUGGCACCGACAUUGGCUCCAUCGCCCUUAACAGCCCGGCUCUGCCCUCUGGCUCCCUCACCCCGGCCUUCUUCACUGCCCAGACACCCAACGGAUUGCUCCUGACCCCGAGCCCACUGCUGUCCAGCAUACACUUCUGGAGCAGCCUCAGUCCAGUUGCUCCUCUCAGCCCUGCCAGGCUGCAAGGGCCAAACACGCUGUUCCAGUUCCCAACCCUGCUCAACGGCCAUAUGCCAGUGCCGAUCCCCAGUCUGGACAGAGCUGCUUCUCCAGUCCUGCUUUCUUCCAAUUCUCAGAAAUCCUGAUGACAUCUGGCCACAAUGAAAGACUCAUUCGCUGAUGAAACAAAAGUUGUCCUCAUGGGCUGGUUUACCUGUGUCAUGAGAAGGACAUUGUGAAACCCUCUGUUAAUUUGGUUUGCACUUUUCAUAACUUGGAUGGUCAAGAUUUAUGUUAGCAUUUUAAAAACAUUUUUUAUAUUCAAGUAUAUAUGAAAUCUGUUUUGCAUUAAAUGAAUUUUAAUUUUUUUUAUAUCCUUAGCUCUUAAGUGUUGAACACUGUUGACAGUGAAGAACUUUUCUUAAUAAUUUUCAGUCUAACUAAUAAGGAUGUGAAGUUUUUUUCUUCUUUAAUCCUGCAUAUGCUGAACUGUGCUUCUAUACACUAUAACCAGCUGUGCCUUCCUUGCAUUUAGUUUUAUGUAAAUGAUUUAUAUGUUUUUAGUACUAAGAGAAAAUGUUUGAGAGAGAAAAAUUAGCAUCAAACAGCUCUCUUGUAGAAUUUUGUUAUUUUUCACAAGUAGGCAAUAUGAAAGCAUAGUCAUAUUACGUUUGCUUUUUUGCUUUCAGUUGUAUAAGAAUUGCCUUAGAACUGAAAUUCAGUAAAUGUAAUGUCCGCAUAAUAUUUUUAUAAGAAUAAACUAAGCCAUAGACAAUAAACACAAAAAAUGUUUUAAAGUGCGUUUUUUACAGAAGACUAGAACCCUGGAAUGGCUAGCCUUCUAAUCUUAAUGAUCAUUUAGGCUUUACCAGAAUAGAAACUUGAGAAAGGCUACAUUAAACUUAAUCUGUCCUAUGCUCCUGGAGAACUGUUCCUGAGGUUAACAUAAUCUUUCAAAGAAUUAGCCCCAGUUCUCCCAAAUUUCCAUACAGAAUCACACCCCUCUGGCUCAUUUAAUGCACUAUUAUGUAGGGUGUCUCUAAACACUUGAAACUGUAAUUAACACGAAAAUUGCAUACUUUGGAAGAAGCUCCAGAUUGGUGAUGAUUAGCAACAGCAAAGAAACAGAAACAGUAUUGUUACUCAUAUAUCUUCAGUGUGGUACAGCCUUUCUUGAGUACUAAAAGGCAGGAUACAAUACUUUAUGUAUUACUGAAUUUGUGGUAAGAAUGAAGGAAAUCGAUAAAACGUAUGAAGAACGUCAAGCACUUCAUCAGUGUAAAACAACUGAUCUUACAGUAAUUUGGAAUACUCAGAAGUAAAUUCUCUGUAGUUUAGAGCAGUGGUAUUUCACAAAAAAUUAAUCUGUAACUUCAAAAUAAAAGUAGGCACCAUUCAUAGGUGUCAUUUUGUACAUAACAAUUAUAAAGAGCCCUGUGCUUUCAAGAUUAAGCUAGUCAUUAUUUUUUAACACAAGUAACAAAACCUGAUUUGAAUGUGGUUAGGAAAUUUAUCUAACCCAGGUAUUAAAUGGCAGGGGUUAUUACGGGGGUAAAAAUAAAGGAAUUUAAACACAGGAAUUUAAAAAAAUAUGUAAAAUUUUCUUAUGAUAACCUACAAAUUUUGAAGUAGGAACGGAACAUUCUCUGUGUAGGGAUAUAUGCACCUAUGGGGCUGGGGGGAGGGCAGGAGGUGGGGAAGCCAAGCACUGCUAUGCAUUUUUGACUUACUAAAAUAAUUGGGGGCUGAUUACAAAAUCUACAAAUAGAAAUCACUUGCUGCUCCCUCAUAGACUAUGGAUAAUUCUUUACUGAAAGAGUAGUGAGCAAGUAAGAUAUCUGAGCUAAAAGGAUCCGUUAACAACACAUAAGCCCCCAGCCCCACUGCCACCAUCACUAUUUCCAAUUAAGGACAAGUGUACAAAAGCUGGGACUUGCCUUAGGCCACACAGCUCACUGAAAGUAAAACAAUGCUUGGUGCUCAAUCCAGUUCUGUUUCCCCACGCUUAGCUAAAAGUAACUACUGAUCCAAAACUGUUAGGGAAAAUUAGGGAAAAUAGAGCAUUAAAAACCAGGUCAGAUAAGAGAAGAAAGCAUCAGAAAUACAAGAUUCUUAGAGAAACUAAAGGAAGUUAACUGAUGUGCAAAUAUCUCAACCAAAAAUACAUCAUUGUAACUGCUGAUAGAAAAUACCGAAAUAAUUUUAAAUCUGAGUCUUGAAUUCCUUUCCACCAAAAUACUAUGACUAAUGUAUGUAUUCGCUAGCUCUAUCAGACACUGAAGAAAUAUUUCCGAUGGAUCAAAAAAGUCACUGUAACAGAACUGGAGGCUUUGAAAUAUAACAUAACUGCCUCAUUCUGUGUGUGUGGUUUUAACAACUUUUAACAAUGAAAACAGAUUUCAAGAAUAUAUUAAAGUAAAAAAAAUACAUGUCUGCUUGAUCAGUGUUAAACUGCUAUGGCUAAAGUUUUACAGAAUUACAAAUGAUCGUUUUUGUAUACAUCUUUUCUAUGACUGUAAAUUUUCAUUCCCUUUCUUGUAUGUAUCAUUUUUACUGUUAUAUUAUUUUUGUUCAAUAAAUACUUUGUGAUAAAAGGUG